Molecule: messenger RNA, 2154 nt
Organism: Cylicocyclus nassatus
Lineage: Eukaryota; Metazoa; Nematoda; Chromadorea; Rhabditida; Strongylidae
Source: the annotation of a GenBank genome assembly
AUGUCCACUCGACGUACGGAAGGGCGUGACCUCACGACGCGGAAUUCUGCACGAUCAGUCCCUCGAUGUCAUGAGUACCGCCCUGCACCUGCCGACGACUGCUUCAAUCGCGACGUCACCAUCUGCCUCCAGAAUCCACGAAUGUCCCUCAGGCAACGGUCACACACCACAACGGUUGCACCAAAAGUUAGACCUAGUGCAUUCCCUGAGGUGUUUGGUUUUUUGGUUUCCCAUUUAGGCUUCAACUCAGAUAGGUCUACUCGAGGAGCAUCAAAGCAGCGUCGAGACCAGAUCAAUGUGGAGAUUCAGCGACUGCGCGAUCUCCUGCCAUUGUCGGAGUCAAUCAAGGAUCGACUCUUCCAGCUGCAGGUUAUGUCACUUGGAUGUAUCUACAUCAGGAAGCAUCGCUAUCAAAAACACAUACUGAAAACAAUUGCGGAGAAUAGUAUACCGUUGCCGAAGGGACUUGAUGUAUGUAAAGCUUUGCGAGGAUUUCUAAUAAUGCUGAACAGAAGUGGAAAGCUCUUGCAUGUUUCGGAUAACGCUAGCGAAUAUCUUGGACAUUCCAUUGAAGAAAUUAUGUGUCAAGGCGAUUCCAUUUUCGAUCUCGUGGACCCUCGUGAUCAUCCCACAAUCCAAACUGAACUGAGCAGUGGUCCUCAACCGACGACGUCCUUCCCUGAAGAAAGAGUGUUUCUCUGUCGCCUGAACCUUGCCAGAACUGCCAAAAGGCAGUUACAAUACCACAAGUUCAUUCUUCUACAAGGGCGGUACAUCCAUCCAGCCGAGUACUUUCAGACAAUCGCCAACACCCCUGAAGCUGCACAACCAAUUUUCGCUGCCUAUUGCCAACCCGUGAUCAACCCCGAGAAUGCAGAAACGCUGUCCUCGGGUAACACGGAUGUGUUUACCAGCCAACACUACCUCGACAUGACGUUCAAAGAAGUUGAUCACAUGUGCGCUCAUCACCUCGGUUAUGGCAGAGAGGAUCUUAAAGGACAAAGCUGGUAUAAUCUUCUACAUCCUGCGCACAUUCCAGAGGUUGCAUAUAAGCAUAGACUUUUAUGUCAAGAAAAAGAGGGUUCCGUGCUGGCGCUCAUCAAAAUGAGGACAGCAAGCGACGAAUGGAUCUGGAUGCAUACCGUAUUCGCCGUGCGCGGAAAUCUCAGUCACGAACAACAGGACGGAAGACGUGUGCGGCAUGUGAUCCACUGCUAUUACCAAACACUAAGUGGCAUCGAAGCAGCUACGUUGCAAGCGAACUCUUGGAUUUACAAUAUGCGCCAUACCUAUCCUGCAGCGUUCCCGUGCCAAGAAUCGCCCACACCUGACCGACCUCUAUCACCUGUCUCUCCGUUCCCUGCGGAAACAUCAUUCCCACAGACAUUGGAACAGCUUGUCCCUUUCAUCAAGCAGGAGCCGUUCAACCCAAUGACGAUGGUUCCCCAUUACGGAAUAUCGUGCGGACAGAUAAAAGUCGAAAUUCCCAUGAAAACCAUGCCGCACAUUUCGAUGUUCACUCCCGAGAGCUCGUCACCGGAAUCAUCGGCAUCACUUACAUCUGCGCUCUUCUCACAGCCGUUCUUCUCCGGACAGAACACAACCGAAUCAACCACGAGUGCAGAUGAUUUCAACUGUAUUUUGCCGCUCACAAUCAAGGGAACAUUGCCAGACUUGCGUGAUGGACUCGACGACUUCUUUCGCGAGGUGGAACAACCUGCCGAGCGAAGUGCUCGAGCUGUUGCACCUGUGACAUCAACAGCGAAUGUUUCGCAUUCUCCCGAGCAAGCCACGGAACUGUUCAAGUAUCUGGGACCUGCUCUUUUUGGGCCCACUGCUCAGUCAAACGAGGGAGAAAGCAGCCCUCAUAUGGAUGUGCAUUGUAAUCGCAAGAGAAGCUGGGUAGUCUGAGUUUAUGGAACUGUACAAAGGUUCUAGGAAAGAAUUGCCCUUGAGCGGGCUUGGAAAACUAGAAUUUCUCCAACAAAAAAACAAAAAUCUAUCUACCAAAAAUUCCAUUCUUUUAGUUUUAGCACAUUUAGGACCUUCACCUUUCUCUCUUGAACGACUCCCACCAGUAGCGAAAGAUAAUCUUGCUCCUGCUUAUCUAGGUUACUAAAUACUAUAACUUCAAAGUUCGAAGCAGUUUCUCUU